AUGUGCUUGGACAUUAACCCAAUUAAGCCAGUGCUCGAAACGGUGUCGAAUGGUGCAAGCAACGAGACUUCGCCGUCGUCGUCGUCGUCGUCGUCGUCAUCGUCGUCCGUGUCCGUGGCGCAGCAACCUGCAUCAGUGGUGGCAGCAGCAACAGCACCGGCAGCCACAACAGCCGGGAUGAAGGAGAGAAAUGAUGCUUUUGACCUCGCACAGCGUGUGGGCGUCGAGGACCUUAAGAAGGAUCGAAAGAAGGACCAGACGAAGGGUCAGAAGAAGUGCCAGAAGAAAGGUCUGAAGAACCAUCAGAAGAAGGGCCUGAAGGAGAUCCAGAAGAAGGGCCUGAAGAAGGCCCAGAAAAAGGUCAAGAAGAAGGCCCAGAAGAAGGCCCAGAAUCAGCACCAAAAGAAGGACCGGAAGAAGGCCCAGAAACAGGACCAGCCGAAGGAUUUCGAUGAUGGCAGUGUUUUGAACCCACAGGACGACGACGAAUCUCGCGCUACCCACGCUGCUGACCGUGUGGACUGUGGACUGUUUUUCGAUCGAUCGAUUCUACGUGUAGUACUUUGGCAAGCAGUUACCCACUGUGUUGGAUGA
Messenger RNA from Sabethes cyaneus, 594 nucleotides. Its product is annotated as pre-mRNA-splicing factor CWC22 homolog. The transcript is spliced from 4 exons. The record is from RefSeq and is a predicted model, not a curated record. Bases 1 to 594 code for a protein of 197 amino acids. Lineage: Eukaryota; Metazoa; Arthropoda; Insecta; Diptera; Culicidae.